Messenger RNA from Glycine soja, 2301 nucleotides. Its product is annotated as glucan 1,3-beta-glucosidase A-like. Gene Ontology annotation, molecular function: actin filament binding; hydrolase activity, hydrolyzing O-glycosyl compounds. The coding region runs from base 571 to 2172 and encodes 533 amino acids. The transcript is spliced from 10 exons. NCBI's taxonomy places the organism in Eukaryota, Viridiplantae, Streptophyta, Magnoliopsida, Fabales, Fabaceae. The record is from RefSeq and is a predicted model, not a curated record. Gene Ontology annotation, cellular component: actin cytoskeleton; cytoplasm. Gene Ontology annotation, biological process: cell migration; establishment or maintenance of cell polarity; carbohydrate metabolic process.
AUAAAAAAACAUUGGGAACCAAAUGUCAUUUUCUUCACUUGUACCUUUUCCCCUACCUUUUCUAAUUCUGUCUACUUUUUUUCUUCUCCAAGUCCAAUUUAUGAUGAUGAAAGCCCAGGUCCUAAUUAAUCAGUUAAUUAUUUAAUUAUAUUAACAGUGGAAGAACCCCCACAAGCAAAGUUUCCUUUUUUAGUUUAUAUACCGUGUGUGAACGCUUUUUCCCUUACCUUUCCCUCUCAACUAGAUUAUUCUUUUCUUUUAUCCUUAUUUCAUUGGCUUUGAUUUUCAAUAUAACUAGAACAAUUUUUUUUAAUUUAAUUUUCUUUUAUUAACUGAAAAGUUGAGAGAAGCUAUCCCAAAACCCAGUCACCUUCUUAUAUUUGUUCACAAAGUUGAAUUUGGUAUUAACUUAGCUAUAAGGAAGGGAUUGCAUUGAUUCACCCUCCAAGUUGGACUUUAAGGUGCUUUAGCUUUGAGUUCUCUCUUGUACUACAUAAUUGAGGCUUAGCUUUUUCCCAUGAUGGAUUCUGCAUUUUUCCUUUUUGGGUGCUUUUGAAGCCUACGUUAUUGAUGGGACUUGUUUUUACUAAAUGGGCAUGUGCAUUCUUACUAUGCUGUUGUCUCAUCACUUCUGGGGUAUAUUCAGUGGAGGGGUUGCAUGGAGGUUCUAAAGUGAGAGGAGUGAACUUAGGAGGGUGGCUGGUCAUCGAAGGUUGGAUCAAGCCUUCACUUUUUGAUGGCAUUGCCAAUGGAGACAUGCUUGAUGGGACAGAAGUGCAAUUUAAGUCAGUGACAUUGCACAAGUAUGUAUCCGCUGAGAAUGGGGGAGGAAUGAAUGUGACAGUUGACAGGGAUGUCCCAUCUUCAUGGGAAACCUUCAGGUUAUGGAGAGCAUCUGAAUCAGAAUUUCAAUUUCGUACCUCCGAAGGCCAAUUUCUUACAUGUGAUGGUGGGGGCUGCUCUGUCUCUGCAACAGCAAAAUCUCCUUCGACAUCAGAGACAUAUGGAAUUGAGCGGAAUGGAAAAAAUAGGAUUCACCUCAAGAUAAAGGGAGGGGCAUAUCUUCAGGCUACAACCAAUGGUCAGCUUACAGCAGACUACCCAGGUGCACCAGGAUGGGAUGAUAAUGCUGCCACGUUUGAAAUGACAAUUGUAUCUAAUAAAUUGCAUGGAGAUUACCAGCUAGCAAACGCAUAUGGGCAUGGUCGGGCAAAAGACAUUCUCAGGAGACAUAGAAAUAGCUUUAUCACCAUAGAAGAUUUCAAAUUUCUAUAUAAACAUGGAAUAAAUACUGUGAGGAUACCAGUUGGGUGGUGGAUUGCUUAUGAUCCUGAUCCUCCGAGUCCAUUUAUUGGAGGAAGUCUUGAAGCUCUAGAUAAUGCAUUUUCAUGGGCACAGGAAUAUGAUAUUAAAUGCAUAAUUGACCUUCAUGCUGCUCCUGGUUCCCAAAAUGGGAUGGAGCAUAGUGCAAGCAGAGAUGGAUUUACAGGCUGGCCAACUUCUCCUGAUUAUAUUUCCGACUCAUUAUAUGUUAUUGAAUUUUUAGUUUCUAGAUAUGCAAGAAAUCCUGCUUUGCUGGGAAUUGAGCUAUUGAAUGAACCAUCUGCUGCCACAGUUUCAUUAGAUGUUUUAAUUUCAUAUUACAAGCAAGGCUACCAAAUUGUUCGAAAAUAUUCAUCAUCAGCUUAUGUGAUAAUCUGCCAGAGAAUUGGUGUUGCCGAUCCUAUGGAACUUUAUCAAGCCAACAUAGGAUCUCACAACUUAGUUUUGGAUUUGCAUUUCUACAAUCUCUUCGACACAUUUUUCAAUAAUAUGAGUGCUAUGGAUAAUAUUCAAUACAUAUACAAAAGCCGGGAAGGUCAACUGCAGGCCUUAAACAAUUCAAAUGGCCCACUUAUUUUAGUUGGAGAAUGGGUGAAUGAGUGGAAUGUAACAAACGGAUCCCAAAAAGAUUAUCAAGACUUUGCAAGAGCACAGCUAGACGUCUAUAAUGCAGCUUCCUUUGGAUGGUGCUAUUGGACACUAAAAAAUGAUGAGAAGCACUGGGAUUUUGAAUGGAGCAUUAGGAACAACUAUCUUCAAUUAGGUAACUCACCCAGCAAACGGAGCUUGAACAUUCUAGGAUUGUUAGGAUUAGCAUGCACCUGGUUUUGUCUACUUCCAUUUUUGUGACAGCUUUUACCAGGACUGGAAGCAUAUUUUAUGCAGCCAUUUCUUGAUUUCUUUUUAUUUUGUCAUCCUGUUCAUGUUGUUGGAAAUUGCAGAAUGCAAUAAUGUGAAAUAUACAGAAUUUCUGCGCAA